GCGCAUGCGCAGUAACCUCAUUCGGACAGCUCCGCUAGUCGCGGUAAAAAUAGUUUUGGUGUGAAAAGUUGAUUAGUAGCGCAGCUUCGUUUCUCCGCUUCUGGUUCAGUCUCUUCAGCAGCAGGAUGGCAAACGAGGACAAGACAAACACAUGUGGGACGAUUUGCCUCAAAUACCUGCUUUUCACCUUUAAUCUGCUCUUCUGGUUGUCUGGAGGUGCUGUGAUGGCAGUGGGGCUGUGGACUUUAGUGGACAAAAGUGACUAUAUCAGUCUACUGUCCUCCAGCACGUACUCCUUAGCUGCCUACAUCCUGAUUGCAGCAGGAGCUAUCGUCAUGCUUACUGGAGUCCUGGGCUGCUGUGCAACCAUUAAAGAGAGCAGAGCACUUCUGAUUGUGUUCUUUGUUUUGCUGCUGUUAAUAUUCCUGCUGGAGAUCACUGCUGGAGUGUUGGCCUAUGUGUAUUAUCAAGAGUGUUUCCCUUUCUGCUAUCAGCUGAAUGAGGAGCUGAGGGCGGACCUGAAGGAAACCAUGGUGCAAAAAUACCAGCAGCCUGGAGAGGACCAUGUGACCAGAGCUGUAGACAAACUCCAGCAGGAUCUGAAAUGCUGCGGAAGUAACAGCUCGGCAGACUGGCAGCAGGGAACCUGGAUUCACACAUUUGCUGACGGCCGGCUGGUGCCUGACAGCUGCUGCAAGACCCCCACUGACCACUGUGGAUUGAGAGACCACCCAUCCAACAUCUACAAAGUAGAGGGAGGCUGCAUAUCUAAGCUAGAAGAGUUUAUCCUUCAGCACUUGCAGAUAUUGGGUGCAGUAGGGAUUGGAAUUGCGUUCCUACAGAUUUUGGGAAUGCUCUUCACCUGCUGUUUGUAUCGAAGUUUAAAGGAUGAACCUUACUGAGAUCCAUUAUCCUACCCUAAAACUCCAAAAAUCCACCCAGGCAUCCUUUGGCCUUCUCACCCUCUGCUGUUUUGUGCUGCUAUGCAAUGUAAAUAAUUUGUGAUGUGUGAUAAAAUUAUCAAAUGCAGCAUGUGAUACAGAAGUUACUGUGGCUGCAGGGCAGCCAUUUUUACAAGAAAAGGUCCAGGCUAUUUGAUAAAAAAUUGAAAGACAAUCUUUGCAUUUUAGAGAGCUUAAAGCCUAGAUCUGUGUAGUCUACAUGCUAAACCAUUAGAGGAUUGUUUUUGUUUUUAAAUACUGAAGUCAUUGUUUAGUGUUUCUCCAUUUCUGAGACAGACUCCAGCGAUUGAUGUACAAAUGAACUGCUUGAAGAAUUUAUUAGUGUAACGAUACAUUGUCCAGAUUGUCUAGGUAAUACAUGUUUCCAGAUGUAUCCAGAUACAGUGAGUCCAAGAAGUAUUUGAUCCCUUGCUGAUUUUCUUCGUUGGCCCACUAAUAAAGACAUGAUCAUUCUAUA
Molecule: messenger RNA, 1419 nt
Organism: Astyanax mexicanus (Mexican tetra)
Lineage: Eukaryota; Metazoa; Chordata; Actinopteri; Characiformes; Acestrorhamphidae
Gene: cd151
Product: CD151 molecule
Exons: 9
Coding region: 126-902 (258 amino acids)
Cellular component (GO): membrane
Source: RefSeq, a predicted model, not a curated record